AUUUACAUUGUGUACAUGGGCGCUGCUACUUCCCCAAAUGGUUCCCCAAGGGCCGAUCACCAUCACCUUCUCAACUCUGUCUUAAGAAGGAAAAGAAACGCAGUGAUACGCAACUAUAAAAAGGGCUUCUCGGGCUUCGCAGCUUGGCUGUCAAAGGCAGAGGCAGAAUCAAUUGCUCAGCAACCAGGAGUUGUAUCCGUAUUUCCUGACGUGCUCUUACAGCUUCACACAACUCAUACAUGGGAUUUCCUCAAACAUCAAUCUAAUUUACAAAGCGAUGCUAAUUUUGGCCCCUCCUCAUCAUUUGAUUCAAAAUCUUAUGGAUCGGACACCAUUAUUGGCUUCUUGGAUACAGGCAUUUGGCCAGAAUCAAAAAGUUUUGACGACAAGAAUAUGGGUCAAAUUCCAUUACGGUGGAACGGAGCCUGCGUCGAAGGAGUUCACUUCAAUUCCUCCAACUGUAACAAAAAGCUAAUUGGAGCAAAAUAUUAUGUUGACAAUACACCUAGAGAUUUCUUCGGCCAUGGCACACAUGUGGCAUCAACUGCUGCAGGGGCAGUGAUUCCUAAUGCAUCAUAUUAUGGGUUGGCAUCAGGGACUGCCAAGGGUGGGUCAUUCAAUUCAAGGAUUGCGAUGUAUAAAGUAUGUUCGCUCCAAGGGUGUCCUGCCAAUGCUAUAUUGGCAGCAUUUGAUGAUGCAAUCGCAGAUGGCGUUGAUAUAUUGUCUGUGUCACUUGGUCCGGGGUCAUUUCCACCACCUGAUGUAUCAAAUCCAGUGGCGAUCGGAGCAUUUCAUGCAGUAGAGAACGGGAUUACUGUGGUUUGCUCAGCAGGGAAUAGAGGACCCUAUGCUGAAACAGUCACAAAUGAUGCUCCAUGGAUCCUAACUGUUGCUGCGUCUAGUAUUGACAGAAAGUUCGAGUCCAGUGUUGUGUUAGGUGGAAACAAAGUCUUCAAGGGAGAAGGCAUACAUUUUUCUACUAUGAAAAAUUCUCCCGUGUAUCCAUUGAUUUAUGCUAAAUCGGCCCAGAAAGUUUCUAGUAACGAAGGUGACGCAAGAAAUUGCAAAGAAAAUUCGCUAGAUAGGAACAUGGUGCAAGGCAAAAUUGUUCUUUGUGAUAAUGAUGGCGAAUAUUACUCCUUGGCAAUGAAAUUGCAAGAAGUUAAGAAGCAAGGAGGAAUUGGAUUAGUUUUGGUGGAUGACCAAAGAACAGUCGUUGCUCUAGCUUACGAUUCUAUUGCAAUGACAGUAAUUACUUCAAAGGAUGCUUCAGAGAUCCGAUCUUAUCUCAAUUUAACUAGAAAUCCAGUGGCCACAAUUCUACCUACUGUUACAGUGACAAAAUACAGGCCUGCACCAACUGUUGCAUACUUCUCAUCAAGAGGCCCUUCAUUUAACAUACAAAACCUACUCAAGCCUGAUAUUGCAGCACCGGGGGUGAACAUUUUGGCAGCAUGGAUUGGCAAUGAUGCAUCACACACUCCAGAUGGGAAGGAGCACCCACAAUUUAAUAUAAUCUCAGGAACUUCAAUGUCUUGUCCACAUGUUACAGGAAUCGCUGCAACAAUCAAAUCUCACAACCCUACAUGGGGUCCUUCGGCAAUUAGAUCUGCCAUUAUGACAACUGCGAAUCAAAUGAACAACUUGGGGGCUCAAAUAACAACUGAUUCAGGUUCUCAAGCCACUCCUUAUGAUUAUGGUGCAGGGGAGCUAAGCCCGUCAAGAUCUUUACAGCCAGGGCUAGUUUACGAGACGGAUUCUAUUGAUUACUUGCACUUUCUUUGUUACCAGGGAUAUGAUUUGUCCAAAAUUAAAUUGAUCUUGCCAUCGCUACCUAAUGGAUUCACUUGUCCCAAUAAUUCAGCUGUUGAUUUAAUCUCCAAUAUCAACUACCCAUCAAUAGCCAUCUCCAAAUUUGACGGGAAAAAUAGCAAGAUUGUAAAUAGAACUGUGACAAAUGUUGGGACUAAGGAAGAAACAAUCUAUACUGCUAGGAUUGAGGCACCUAGCGGAUUGAAAGUCAAGGUGGUACCCGAGAAAUUGCAAUUUAAAAAGAAUAUAAAGAAGUUGAGUUUUCAAGUAAUUUUCUCAUCCUCAAACCCUUUUGCAUUCAACAGCAAAGCAUUUGGGUCAAUUACGUGGACUAAUAGGAAGUAUAAAGUCCGAAGUCCAUUUGUUAUUAGCAAUUGAUGCAGAUGAGUAAGCUUUGUAUAACGUUCGUUAUAUCCUAUUUGUCUCAUCUCCUAAUAAAAGCACUAUGCCAUAUGGAUUGAUAAAACAAUCCUACUAAUUUAGUGCACAAUGAGGCAAAAGGAUAUAAGUUCACACAACCAUCCAUAAUAACUAAAUGCCAAAACUUCAAUAAUGUUAAUUUUGUCGUAGUUGAUAUGGUGCCAUAUGUAAAGGGAAAUGUGUAUGAAGCUCAAAAGAGGCAAAUGUACUUGAGAAAUAAUAAUAUUAAGUUAAUGUUGUAGUAUACUUUUGAACCUCAUCCAAUAUGUAGAAAUGUGAGAAUAGAUGCAUUAGCUCUACUUUAUUAUUUUUUGUAUGGUCAAUCUUUAUAAAGAAAGGAUACCAGUGGUGGUUUUCAUAAGAAACUUGAAAAUUAGGAGACCGAAAAAGAUAGCUAUAUUGGAGAGAAUGGUAAUAAAUAAAGAACAUUUGACCUAAUUUUAAUCAUCCCAUUAUAGAGCAAACAGUAGUCGUGUUAGGCUCCUCUCCUCUUCCAUACUAGUGUUAAGUAGUCCAAAAUAAAAAGAUGGGUGAGCUCGAGCGAAAUGGAGGACAUCCUCGAGGGCACAACCUUGUGCCUAGAUACUUGCACCAAGUCCAUAAUUAGAGACUCUAAAUUUGUUAGAAAAAGACUCUUUUUCUUAUGCUUUGUCAUUUUUCCCUAAACAAAUCAUGACAAAUUUAAACAUUUUAGUUUACGCUUAGUUUCAUUAUUUUGGCUCUUUGGAAAAUUUUCGAGCUUGUGCUAUACAAUGAGAGAUUAUCCAUCUCCAA
Malania oleifera is the source of this 3006-nucleotide messenger RNA. RefSeq names its product CO(2)-response secreted protease-like. Gene Ontology annotation, molecular function: serine-type endopeptidase activity. Bases 16 to 2190 code for a protein of 724 amino acids. The transcript is spliced from 9 exons. Lineage: Eukaryota; Viridiplantae; Streptophyta; Magnoliopsida; Santalales; Ximeniaceae. Gene Ontology annotation, biological process: proteolysis. The record is from RefSeq and is a predicted model, not a curated record.